AUGCGAUUAUCCUGGUGGCAACAACAUAUUUCGAUAUUAGUCUUCUUCAUUUCGCUUUUCCUUGUCAAUUUUGCAGAAUGCGAGCAGCAGUGUCCAGCGCUAGGUAAGUGCACUUUUUUGGAAUAAAAAAGGGCAGGGACGACAAAAAAGAAGGCUGAAACAAGAGAAAAGGUGAAUUUUUCCGUUGUUUUGUUUUCGGUGAAAAAAUUCUGUUUUCAAUCAUCUUUGAAGUGAAGCAAAAAUUGUACACACAAAAACACACGACACCUUUAUUUUGCUGAAAUCUGAGAACUCAUCAACAUUAAGCGAAAGCAGUAACUUAAAUAACUUUGCUUUUAAACGAAAACAAGUGAAAAAAAUGAGAAAAAUACAUGAAUACAACUGAAAAUUGUGCUACAGUAGUUUGUUGCGUCAGCGACUCGCAGUUUUUUGGACAAUUUAUCAAGGUUUCAGUGACGUGACCCGUAGUUUGUAUAUUUCAUUUCGAACUUUUUUAUGCGGAAAAUAUUUUCACAUUUUUUUGAAAAUUACAAUAAAAAAUCAGCUGUUGAUUCAAAAAACAGGUUUUUCGGCGCAAUAAUUUUGCACGAUUAAUCGAUUUUUCCAGCUGAUUCUGAUACGCCUAAAACCACAAUUAUAUUUUUCAGGUCCCGGAAUUGCCAACAAAACAUGUCCUGCUUUCAAAGAUGAUCCAAAAGCCACAUUUUGUUGUAUAUCAAAACUUCCAAGUGGCACCAUUGGUCAUAAAGAACGAUAUUACUAUUGUUGUGGCGAGGAAGAAUUUGAAAAACAGAAGAAAGAAGUGGCGGAUGCUGAAUUUCGGAAUUUCUUCAAAGAGUGAGUUGUUUUUUAUUUAUCCUUGAAAAUCUUCAAAACAAAAAUUUAAAACAAUAUGAUGAUGUCUCUGACAAGACAAGAAGAAGCAUCUGUUUUUCGCUGUGUGUCACACUUACACGCGAUAUAAAAUUUAUGAAUUUCCUCCUCUGUCUCCCUAUGUUUUAGGGUCAAUUUUUCAUGAAUAUUUGAGCGUUUUUCUGAGGUGUCCCCCACAGUAUCCGUUUUUAUUGUUAAGCCGGAAAAGUAUAUACGGUCAUUCAAACAUUUGAAGCUUUUUUCUUGACAAAAAAGUCGACAAAUCAAAUUUGUUUCGAAAAUCCAAAUCCGGAAACUCUCUCUCCACAUCUACAAAGUUUCUUCUUCUUCUUCUUUCUUUUUCUACGCCUUUCUUGUAAAAAAAUAAGAAAAGCCCAAGGGAGCCAAAAAAUCAAGGCUAGUAGUGAAAAAAACAUUUUUCUCGCCUCAUAUAUUCCCCAAAGUGAUUUUUUUGAUUUAUACAUGCUCGAAAAACACGGAGGCACAAAAAACCGCCAUGAAUUUUGUUAGGCGCGUGCGACAAAAAUCCCAAGAGAUCAGGUCAAAAAGAUGAAUUGAGAAACUGAAAAAGUACGCGCGACGGCAAGAAUUAAACAUUUAUGAGAGCAAUUUCUCACACUUAUUAACUCAAUUAUUCCGCACAAUUUUUUUGCGCUCUUCUUAUUCUCGACUUUUUCGAGUGAUGCAGAAAUUGUGUAAGAUGAAAAAAAAAGUUGUUUUAUAUGACUUUUUGAUGGAUGAGCAAUUAAGACAUUUUUCUGCAAUGAGCAAUGCAUUGAACCAGGAAAUGUUGGAGACAAAAAAGAAGAAAAAAUUGAUGAGAAAAGUAGAAAAGGUAAUUUGGAACACGCAUUCCAAUUUUAUUUGGCUGAAAAGUUGCAAGACAUUUAAAGAUUUCAUGGUUUUGGUUUAGGGGGUAAUCCUGAAAGAAUGAUUGAGCCUUCAGAAACGAUAAAGCUCUAGGUCAGGCUGUCAGGCCCGCGAACCUAUGUCCUUCUGUUUGAUUUUCCAAUUACCCACCCAGUGUUUUUCAAAUUCCUCAUUCCCAAUUUCGAUCAAAGAUUAUUCAUACCAUGGAUUAUUUUCCCUCUCCCAAAAUUUUCUCACUAUAUCUAUUAUUCUGUUUUUUCACGCGUUUCCUAUUUUCUUCUUCUUCUUCCGUUCAUUCACAAAACAAAAAACACGAAACCAAAAAUAUAUAUACAAAUAUACAUAUACAAAUGAAUGGUCAGUGUGUCCAGCAAACAACAAAAAACUCAUGAAUACUAUAAUAGCCUAUUUUGUGUUGUUCUGUUCUGUUUUUUUUUGGAAAACGAAAACCAAAAAAAAAAUGGAAAAGCAAAACAAAAAGUCUGGAAAUAAUGUUUUAGGCAGUCAAAAGAAAUUUGAUAGUUUCGGAGAAAUUUAAAACAUUUCCUCUCGUUUUCCGCAGCUUGUUUUAGUGCAAACAGGUGUUUGGUUGAAUUUUAUUUAUUAUCCCGGAUGACUUUGAUCGCAUUUUUCCAAAAAACAAUAUCAUUGAGUAGUUUAGAGUUUUGUACUUUACUUUUCUUCCCAAAAAUUCAAUUAUCGUCUGCCACUAACUCAUAAUUACUUGGACCCAGAGACCACACUGCAUGCACAAAAAUUCAAUUAAUUUAUCUCGCCCCACAUUUUUUUGUGUGGCGUGUUUCACUCUCUCUCAUUCUGAGUAACCAAAAAAUGAACAAAAAUUCCUCGGGGGAUUAUAUGGUGAAAUUCAUCAACUUUGAGAGAAGCAAGAAAGGCCUUCUUUGUAUGUGUGUCCGCCAAAAAUUUUUUUUUGUUUGUCGAACCAAAAUUGAAUUCGUCAAGGAAGGAAAAAACGGGGGCAAAAAAGAAGCAACCACAUACACAAAGAAGACACACACACACACGCACAUUUUGGUGCUAAUUAAAUUGCUGGGUCAACUGAGGGAGAGCACAUUGAAAAACAUGGAGGAAUUUCGAACGAAGCAACAGAAAAAUUUCGUGUGUAUGUAUGUGCCACUAACAAACUCGGGGAGGUUUUUUGAAACUUUUGUGGUGAUUUCGGAAAAAAAAAGAUUGGUUAGAAAGACAUCGGAGGUUGGGGAUGUGAACUUAUCGGAGGAAAUUAUUCUUGACAUAGAUUUUUCUUGACUUAUGAGGUUGAGAUUUUGUAUUAGACCCAAUUCGAAUUGAAGCAUUAUAUGACAAUAAUUUGAUUUUCAAAUUAAAUUCGAAGCGAACAUCAUUCAGAUCUCACAAUAAAUAUUCUAGAAAAUGUUCCCGAAAACUCUUCAAAUCAGAUAAUCACCGUGUUCCUAUCUAAUCUUCCAAUAAAACAGCAAAAACAAUCAUCGAACACAUUCGAAACCAAUGAUUUUUAUUAGCUAAUUCCAAACAAACUCGCUUUUUUCCCGUGUUAACAACCUCAACCUCGAUGAUUUUUUUCUUUUUUUUUUUCUUCUGUCUGCGAGGGAACUUUGUACACAAAAAAGAAACGAAAUAAUAACAUAACAAUAACAACAAUAAUAAUAACUUAUUUUCGAGUCCAUCAAAAGCCGGAAAUUGUGCUUCCUGUUAUGAGAAGCGGAAUUUUUUAACUGCCUUGAAAUUUUCGAAAAAAAUAUGAAUAGCAAGGGAGGGAGGGAGAAAAGAUCAGAAAAUGAAAUUAAUUUUUGCAGAUAUUUGGCGUUGAUGAUUUUUGCCUGUGUGCUGGUCGUAUCUCUUGGCGUGAUUUUCAUGGCAAUUUUGUGCAAGAAGAUUCCAGGAUGUCCAAUGUAUCGAAGCAUGCAUAGUGAGUUUUUUUUUCCACGUCAUAACUCUUACCCAAUCAAACAUCUAAUUUUCAGUGAUGUCUCGACCUGUCGAUUCACCCGCAGCUUUAUACCGUCCGGUAGAUCAAAUACCACCAAAAAUGUACGAAGCUCCACCACCGUAUGAAUGUUUUGUCCCUCCACCGAUUCCGACAACAUCAUCAACUUCUACACAACAAACCACAACCUCAUCCGAUUCGAAUGAUUGGAAUUGUAUACUAGAAAAUGAAGUGAAUAGCUCACGAAGAACACCUCCACAAGUGUCAUAA
This is a messenger RNA of Caenorhabditis angaria, 3940 nucleotides long. The record is from the annotation of a GenBank genome assembly. NCBI's taxonomy places the organism in Eukaryota, Metazoa, Nematoda, Chromadorea, Rhabditida, Rhabditidae.